GACAAACACACUCACGCACACACACACACACACGCACACAGACAGACAGACAGAGAGACGGACAGACAGAGAGACGGACAGACAGAGAGACGGACUGCAGCAGGUCGGAAGCAGGUCCUGAUCACCGCUGCUGCCCGAGGACCCCGCAGACCCGCAGGGACGAUGUCUGUGGUGAAGCUGGAGGCGAGUCGAGAGUGGAUCCGCACAGAACUGGAUAACGUCGUGGAUUUCUGGCUCAAAUAUUCUCACGACACUGUACACGGGGGCUUCUUCACGUGCAUCGGAAGGGACGGGGAGGUCUACGAUGAGCUGAAGUACGUCUGGCUGCAGGGCAGACAGGUGUGGAUGUACUGCCGCCUGUACCGAACCAUGGAUCGCUUCCGCAGGCCGGAAAUUCUUGAAGCAGCAGUAGCUGGGGGUGCGUUCCUCCGAAGGUUUGCCCGCGUGUCUGCCGCCGUUGGUCAGUGGAAAUGUGCCUUCUGCUUAUCGAAAGACGGUAAAGUGGUCAAAGUUCAGAGGACCAUAUUCAGCGAGUGCUUCUACGUCAUGGCCAUGGACGAGCUGAGCAGGGUCACCGGUGACGAGGACAUGCAGCUGGAGGCCGAACAGAUGAUGGAGCAGUUGAUCUAUUGGGUUCGGGUGGACUCGUCGGGUCUGGACCGGCCACAGCAUCCCGGAGACGUUCCCACCAACAGCAUGGCGGUUCCCAUGAUGCUGCUGUGUCUGGUGCAGCAGCUCACCGAAGGCCGGGGUCCUGAGGUGGUCCAGAAGUACAGGGAGCUGGGCAGCUGGUGUGUACAGCAGAUUCUACAGCACAUCCAGAGAGACGGCACAGCUAUAUUAGAGAACGUGUCAGUGGAGGGAGCAGAGCUGCCGGGUUGCCAGGGCCGACUGCAGAACCCAGGCCAUGCCCUGGAAGCCGGCUGGUUCCUGCUCCAGUACAGUGCCGAGUGGGGGGACGAGGAGCUGCGGACGACUGCCGUCAACAAGUUCGUGGAGCUGCCUUAUCAGUGUGGCUGGGAUAAGGAGCACGGGGGCCUCUUCUAUUUCCUGGAUGUGGAAGGUUACUGCCCCACACAGUUGGAGUGGAGCAUGAAGCUGUGGUGGCCUCACUGUGAGGCUCUCAUUGCCUUCCUGAUGGCCUACAGCCACAGCAAGAAGCCAGAGCUGCUGGAGCGAUUCUGUCAGGUCUAUGAAUACACCUGCAGCCACUUUUCUGAUGCUAAGAGCGGUGAGUGGUUUGGAUAUCUGACCCAAGAAGGGAAAGUGGCACUGGAUUUUAAAGGAGGCCCCUUUAAAGGGUUCUUCCACGUUCCUCGCUGCCUCUACAUGUGCGAGCGCAUGCUGGACGAUCUGCUGGCCAAGAGGGACUGAACGCCGACGUGAAUUUUACAAUAACGGGACUGAAUCUGAUCUCUGGGUCGGUCCACUGAAUCAAACCGUAGUAGCGAUAGUAAACAAAUUUGCGAUAAUUCUCAAAAAUGCAUUUCUGUAAACGUACCUGUAUAAUUUCAUCCUUAAUGUUGUGGCACCAGAGGCCGUUUGAGGUUAAGAUUCCAUUAAAGGUUCCCACCUGACGUCUGACUUUGUCCUUGUAAGUUGCUGAAGAGGAUCCUGCCACCCAGUGAGCUUGCACUGUUAACAAACUUAAUGUUUUGAGCUGCUCAGUGGCUACAAUGUCCCAGGUGCACGUGCCUUACUGAUGUGUCGGUCCUGCAUCAGGGCUAAUAGUCACAUUGUACACUAACAUCUAUAGUAUAUGCAGUUUCAGCUGGCUGCAUGUCUGUGGACCGUAGGAGGACACACUUCCCGUUCAUUAUAACAUAUACUAGGUAGAGGGGUCGUCCACAAACCAGACGGUGGGCUUCCCCCCGUCAGCAUGCCAACGUGUCCUCGGGCAAGACACUUAACCCCGAAGUGCCUCUGCAAUACAUUCGUAUACAUUUGACAGAAAUAGUGCGGUAAAUAUCAGCACUGUAUGAAUGUGUGAAUGUGACUUGUACUGUGAGAGUGCUCUGAGUGGUGGAUAAGACUAGAAAAGCUCGUUAUAUACUUCAUUCCAUUUACAGUCCAUAUUCAAUAUUGUACCAAUAAAUCUUCUAUUCUAAUGGUGAAUGUCAAAGAAAAAUGAAAGCUACAAUCUCUUACUGCUAGUGACAUGCGUGGCAUUUGUAGAUUUACAGGCCAGUAAAUGAAUUGUGCAUUGAAAUAUUACAGAUAAUGAUUAAAUGUACAAUCUAAAGAGCCUACCACUUUGGCAGGACUGUGUGUAUAAUAAAUUCACUGCAUACAAAGAACAAAUGUAUGUUUUUUGCCUUUAAUUGUCAAGUACAUUGAGUUGACGCCUGACGCAUGAAAUGUGUAUGUGUAUGUGCAAUUUAAAGGAACUUGACUGAACGAAGUUGGAAAGUUUAUCAAGGUGUAUUUACCCAGCCUACUCUCAUGCCGUUCCUAAUGAACUGAUCAAAUCUUUUAACCAAAUUCAUUUCAACUUCAUUUGGUGACACAAAAUCGCAUUAAAUAAAAAAAGUUUUGGGGUUGGAGAAAUGGAGGAUGGAGGUCUAAAGGGUAUUGAUUUAAAUGCCUAAAUGGAACCUUCGAAAUAAAUUUGCUAAAAUCGUGGAUAAAACAUAGUAACUAUUUUUGGUGUUGUAUUCCAAAAAAAUGAAUUCAAUAAAAUGGGUGGCUUUACAUUUCUUCUUAUCACAGAUUUCAAUAUUGAUAAACUACCUGUAUCAUUAUCAGAGUUCCACAAACAACUUUUAUUAUAUUGGAAAAUUAUAUAUAUGUAUACUCACCCCAUACUACUGUACUCUGAAAUAACAGUUAUAUACUAUACCAGAAUAAGUCUUUAUUUUAUAAAGAUUGUUUUUAGAGAAAUAUAUGGUCAAUAUCUGACUUAAUGGAUGGUAGUGGUAAUUUAUUAGAUUAUGAACAAAUCUCCACUAAAUACAGAUUCAACCCUCCAAAAUCAGACAUUUCCUUAAAAAAAGGAAUUACCCCAACAAUUUGUGUUCCUGUCAAAAAAUAUUAUGUAUUUCUAACCUGUUGAGCCGCGCCUGGCUUUCAAGGGCUUUCAAGCAUGGACAGGAAAUGUAAUAAUUAUUCACUGAAAGACAAAACAAAAACAACAUUCUUCACAAAUUUGAAUUUGAAUUUGAAAAGAGUUAAUAACUAAAUCAAGAACGACGUACCUAACAUUCCUUAUACCACCCAAAAUGAAAGAAACACACUUCAAACUGUUUACAACAUCUACCCUGCUGAACAUUGGAUUUUAAUAUUGAUGAUAAUAUGUUUUGUUUUUGUGGAAAUUAUAUUGAAAACUACAGACCAUAUAUUUCUUUAAAUUGUAAUACAUUGUUUCCUGCUUCCCCUUGUCGAGGUAAUAUGACAUUUGGUUUGAUAUUGAAAAUCAUAAAUGUUUCAUCCACAAGAAUAGAUUACAAAAUUCUUCCCUUAAAUUUAUAAUCUUCUUAAACAAAUUUAAGUUGUAUUUUAAAUCUAAGAAAUUGAUUGAAGGGGGAAAAAGUAAAGGAUUUCCCACUAACUCAGUGAAAUUAUAAUGUAUUUCCCCUUGUAUAUUAGUUUUUUUUAAAUCUAUUUUUUAUUGAUAAUUUCCAUCUUUCCUUAUUGAUCUUGAUUGUGUUUCAUGUUUUAAUACAUUUCAGUGCAAAUUUGUAACUCAGUUACCUUUGUAGACAAGAUAUCAGAAGGUAGUUCCCCUUGGCAAAUACUAUAUACUUUGUUAUUUUCUAAAUGAAUGAUGCCAUGAUUGGCUUGUAUAUACUGUACAUAUUUCAAUAAAAUAUUUUUUUUAAAGUG
Scophthalmus maximus (turbot) is the source of this 3822-nucleotide messenger RNA. Its product is annotated as renin binding protein. NCBI's taxonomy places the organism in Eukaryota, Metazoa, Chordata, Actinopteri, Pleuronectiformes, Scophthalmidae. Gene Ontology annotation, molecular function: peptidase inhibitor activity; N-acylglucosamine 2-epimerase activity. The coding region runs from base 163 to 1374 and encodes 403 amino acids. Gene Ontology annotation, biological process: N-acetylglucosamine metabolic process; N-acetylmannosamine metabolic process; carbohydrate metabolic process. The record is from RefSeq and is a predicted model, not a curated record. The transcript has 11 exons.